GUCAACUGUCAAUGUCAGUUGCUAUAACGGAAAGCAAAACAGCACAACGCAAUUUUAUAUUUAAUUUUACGUCUUUUCCAAACAUUCUUAAUAAUAAUGAACCAUUCUCGCAAUAAAAACUACAGCAAUUCGCCCGGAUUCGUGUAUUUCAACACGAGUUCCCCGAAAGACACGCAAGAUUUCAUCGCUUUCAGCGAUCGUUCAUCCAGCAAUUACGGCUACGGCCCCAAUUACAACAGGCAUUCCUCGAAUCACGAGAGCCCGAAUUUCUACGGUAGCCCUAGAUCUGGUAAGUUCAACCAAAGGAAUCCCCAUCGAUACUCAUCCGGUUACAACAGAAGGAGUUUCCACAGUCCCCACAACAGCUCGUGGGGAGACAAAAGAGGUCGAAAAUACUUCAACCCGAGACAGAGCUGCAACAAUGCUCCUAUGAUGAGCAGAGACGGUACAAGAGAUGUGUCGAUGUUUUACGAUCACACUAGUGUUAUGGAUCCUUGGGAGCACUUGGAAAAGGAAUUGGAAACCAGUGAAAGAUUAGAAAACGUAGAGUCCGUUGAAAUGUCAGAACCCGCGCAAAGUGAAGAAGUACCCGUAAAAACUGUCGAAGAGGACUCGAGCUCUAGUUCUAACGAUGAGAACAGCUCAGACAGCAGCAGUAGUGAUAAUAAGGAAGACAAAAGUGAAGAACAGGGGACUUCCUAGUUAGUGUAUGAGAUAUUUAAUAAAACUAGAAGGAUACGAGGAGUUGGAAUGG
Molecule: messenger RNA, 754 nt
Organism: Phyllotreta striolata
Lineage: Eukaryota; Metazoa; Arthropoda; Insecta; Coleoptera; Chrysomelidae
Source: the annotation of a GenBank genome assembly